UCCGAUCUCUGAGUUCAUACUGCACACAUUCACCCCCUAGGACAAAAGUCAACUCGGGUGUUUGUAAACAGUCUGCGACACAACAGCAGCUCUCUCUCUCUCUCACACACACACACACACACACACACUGAAAACACAACAUGGUGCAGAUGGAGGACACGGAGGACACCACGGUCUCCUUCUCUCAGGGGACUCGCAUGCUCUUCUAUCUCAUGUCCCCCAACGAGACAUCGUUUGCGGAAGUAGACCAGGUUCCACUGUAUGUUCAGCAGGCCACUCCAUUCUUUGUUGGAAUGAUCUUGUUGGAAGCAUUGCUGGGUUGGCUGAGGACUGGGGAUCUUCUCAUCAAAAUUAAUGAUGGGACCACAUCUCUGUCAGCAGGCAUGAUAUCCCAGAUGCCCCAGCUCUUUGUGAGAAGUUUGGAGAUUUCCAGUUACGUAUAUGUUUGGAACAACUUCCACAUAUUGGAGUUACCCUGGGACUCAGCUUGGACAUGGUGGCUGGCGUUCCUAGGUGUGGAUUUUGGAUUCUACUGGGUUCAUCGAUGUAGCCAUGAGAUUAAUAUCCUGUGGGCUGCUCAUCAAGCGCAUCACAGCUCUGAGUACUACAACCUGACCACAGCGCUCCGGCAGUCUGUAACACAGCAGUUUACUUCAUGGGUGUUCUACCUUCCCAUGGCAUUAAUAGUUCCACCAUCAAUCUUUGCUGUACACAUCCAGUUUAACUUACUCUACCAGUUUUGGAUCCACACUGAGGUCGUCAAGGAUCUCGGUCCUCUGGAGUGGAUCCUAAACACGCCGAGUCAUCACAGAGUUCAUCAUGGGAGAAACCGUUAUUGUAUUGAUAAGAAUUAUGGAGGAACUCUCAUUAUUUGGGACCGGAUGUUUGGAACCUUUGUUCCAGAAGAAGAUAAAGUCAUCUAUGGACUCACACACCCCAUCAACACUUUUGACAUUCUGUCUGUUGAGUUUGAAUACUACGUAUACCUGUGGCGGCAGUUCCUCAGUGCUGAUGGUAUUACACACAAGCUGUCUGUCAUCUUUAAAGGACCAGGCUGGAUGCCGGGCACACCGAGGCUAGGAGAUCCCGACGAUCUACCCGAGGUCACAGGAAAGGAGGUCCCACAUAACCCCGAAUGGUCGACUCUACUUCAGACUUAUGUGCAUGUGCAUUUCAUUCUUGUGCUGGUCGUUUAUAACAACUUAUUUGAAACAGAACAUAUGCUGUCUCAAGCAACUGUGCUGCUUAUCACUGGAUACAUGUUACUCACACUUACCACCCUUGGGUAUAUCAUGGACCAAAGUCCUAAUGCUGCUGUAUGGGAGAUGUCCCGCUGCCUGUUAAUGUUGGCACUCCACAGGUUUGGUUAUAUCAGCUCGUCGGUGCCUCUACUGGCGCUUGCAACAGAGGUUUUUGCUGUUCUUUCGGCUAUCUACUGGGCUCUGCAGUGUUUCAGCAAGCUGGUUGUCAAGGAGAAGCAUUACUGAAUAAACUGUAAGCAAAAUGAAUCCUGAUUUAACUACAGUCUUUAAUUAGAAGAUCAACUACCUAAGAAAUUAACUGAUGAAUGCGCAUUGUAAAAUAGGAUUUUGCUGUAUAUGGAAGUAUUUCAUGUGCAAUGAGCUCCAGGAAAUUAUGUACUACUACUAAUAUUAUUAUUACUACUACUAUUAUUAUUCUUACCCUUAAUAUUUUCUUCUUCUUCCUCUUCUUCUUCUUCUUCUUCUCCUUAUUAUUAUUAUUAUUAUUGUGGUAACGCUUUAUAAUAACUGCACACUAUUAAGCAUUAGUUAAACAUGAGUAAAUACUUAAUUAAUCAUUUACAAAGCAUCGCUUCUAUAUAGGCAUUAGCAACCCGUUUAUAAAUGUCAUUAUAAAUGCUUUAUUCUUGAUCAAAAAGCAUACCUAUAAUGUACUUGCUAAUUGCAUUUACAUCCUUUAUUAAUGAUCAGUUUAUAUUUUUAAAAUAAGCAUAUUAAUAAAUUAGUAAAUUGCAUAUAAAACAGUUAUUUAGGGGGUGUCAGUGAAGAAAGUGUAAGUAAAUGAUUAACGCUAUUAUUAAUAUUAAAGCAUUUUUCAUUUUGAGUGCAACAUCAGCAGUAGACCUUUCAUAUGAAAAUAUAUAUAAAAUACACUAGAAAUAAGUAUAAGUGAAUGUACAGUUUCUUACAUGUGCAAUGAGGUCCAGGAAAUUAUGUACUACUACUGUUAUUAUUACUACUACUACUACUAUUCUUCUUAUUCCUAAUAUUCGUCUUCUACUUCUAGUAUAUCUAUAUCUAUCUUUCUAUAUAGUAUAUUUUUCAUAGCCAUAUGUUUUGGAUGAAGAGGAAACCCAGGUCUCCUCAACCAACAACUUCUCUAAUGCCCUUGUGUGCAAUGUAACGUAAUGUAAUUUCAACUACAUUUGUUUACCUUUGAAAAUAAAUUGUUUAACCUA
Molecule: messenger RNA, 2440 nt
Organism: Hemibagrus wyckioides
Lineage: Eukaryota; Metazoa; Chordata; Actinopteri; Siluriformes; Bagridae
Gene: agmo
Product: alkylglycerol monooxygenase
Exons: 13
Coding region: 141-1487 (448 amino acids)
Biological process (GO): lipid biosynthetic process
Cellular component (GO): endoplasmic reticulum
Molecular function (GO): iron ion binding; oxidoreductase activity
Source: RefSeq, a predicted model, not a curated record